Molecule: messenger RNA, 384 nt
Organism: Durusdinium trenchii
Lineage: Eukaryota; Dinophyceae; Suessiales; Symbiodiniaceae
Source: the annotation of a GenBank genome assembly
AUGACUCGCAUUGCCAGCGUCAUUCGGAAUACGGCAGCGUCGGCGUAUAUUGCGAUCUUUGCCUCCAAUCCCUCCGUGGUGAAUUUGGACAAUGCCGUCAAGAAGAUCAUGGAGAGCGAUCUCAUCCAACGUCCCAACGGCAAUCCCAUCACUCCGAAGACCAUUUAUCACUGGUUGACCGGUAGAGAGACUAUUGCCUACUUGAGUUUGAAGAACAUGAAUCGUUUGAAGAAAUCCUACUCGAUGGCAAAAUUUGCCUGUGUGAAGAACGAGGGCCAAGGCCUCCGUGAUCGUCCAGCCUUCGUGGCCAUGGACGAUGGCACGGGCGCGCCGGUGCCCUUGACGGCGCAGCGUCUCUCGGUGUUCCUCUUGGCGCUGGCCUGA